Mus musculus (house mouse) is the source of this 4393-nucleotide messenger RNA. RefSeq names its product glycerol-3-phosphate dehydrogenase 1-like (gene Gpd1l). The transcript is spliced from 8 exons. Gene Ontology annotation, biological process: NAD+ metabolic process; positive regulation of protein localization to cell surface; glycerol-3-phosphate catabolic process. The coding region runs from base 271 to 1326 and encodes 351 amino acids. The record is from RefSeq and is marked validated. Lineage: Eukaryota; Metazoa; Chordata; Mammalia; Rodentia; Muridae. Gene Ontology annotation, cellular component: cytoplasm; plasma membrane. Gene Ontology annotation, molecular function: NAD binding; protein homodimerization activity; oxidoreductase activity, acting on the CH-OH group of donors, NAD or NADP as acceptor.
GUGGUUCCUGGGAGUGGUGGGGCGGGUCCUCCGGGCUGUCAGCUGUGGCCCUAGGCGCCUAGGCAGGGUGGCGGUGGCCAUUGGCGGACAGGAGGGCGGGGCGGGGUCGCCCGGAGCGCCUAUACUAGGCCGUUCCUGUGGAGGUGAGCAGCCGGCCUGGGAGGCACAGUGUGUGUUGCAGCGAUCCGACUUGCAGCAGCGAUCCGACUUGCAGCAGCGAUCCGGCUUGGCCCUGAGAGGAAGGCUGUGCAGCAGCGAUCCGGCUUGGCCAUGGCAGCGGCGCCUCUGAAAGUGUGCAUCGUGGGCUCGGGGAACUGGGGAUCAGCUGUUGCAAAAAUCAUCGGCAGCAACGUGAAGACCCUGCAGAAAUUCUCCUCCACCGUCAAGAUGUGGGUCUUUGAGGAGACCGUGAACGGGAGGAAGCUGACAGACAUAAUCAACAAUGACCACGAAAACGUGAAAUAUCUCCCAGGACACAAGCUGCCAGAGAAUGUGGUCGCUGUCCCAAACCUCAGCGAAGCCGUGCAGGACGCGGACCUGCUGGUGUUCGUCAUCCCUCACCAGUUCAUCCACAAGAUCUGCGAUGAGAUCACGGGCAGGGUGCCCGAGAAGGCCCUGGGGAUCACCCUCAUCAAGGGCAUAGAUGAGGGCCCCGACGGGCUGAAGCUAAUCUCCGACAUCAUCCGAGAGAAGAUGGGGAUCGACAUCAGUGUGCUGAUGGGGGCCAACAUCGCCAGUGAGGUCGCUGCGGAGAAGUUCUGCGAGACCACCAUUGGCAGCAAAGUGAUGCAGAACGGCCUUCUCUUCAAAGAGCUGCUGCAGACGCCCAACUUCAGAAUCACUGUGGUAGACGAUGCAGACACCGUGGAGCUUUGCGGUGCUCUUAAGAACAUUGUUGCUGUGGGAGCUGGCUUCUGCGACGGCCUCCGCUGUGGGGACAACACCAAGGCGGCCGUCAUACGCCUGGGCCUCAUGGAAAUGAUCGCUUUCGCCAAGAUCUUCUGUAAGGGCCAGGUGUCCACGGCCACCUUCUUGGAGAGCUGCGGGGUGGCUGACCUCAUCACCACCUGCUACGGAGGGCGGAACCGCAGGGUGGCAGAGGCCUUCGCCAGGACUGGGAAGACCAUCGAAGAGCUGGAGAAGGAGCUGCUGAACGGGCAGAAGCUGCAGGGACCUCAGACCUCUGCGGAGGUGUACCGCAUCCUCAGGCAGAAGGGGCUGCUGGACAAGUUUCCCCUCUUCACUGCAGUGUAUCAGAUCUGCUAUGAAGGCAGGCCUGUCACGCAGAUGCUGUCCUGCCUGCAGAGCCACCCAGAGCACAUCUGAAGGAGUCAGGCAGCCAUCAGGAACAGCUCUGCUGUGCCCACUGGAGGAAUCCGGGGCUUGGCAGUGGGAUCCUGCUGAACUGUACUUCGAAUACAUCCAAAUUGUUACAGCUUUGUCUCUGUGCCAGGAGAAGCACUCCUCCACUGGCUAAGAUGUGUCGGGUAACAACUACAGACACACACGCACAUGAGUGAAUGUGUGUGAGAGUGUUUGUGUGUGUGUAUGUGUGUGUGUGUAUAUAUACAAGUGUGCACCUUUCUCAUUCUGUGAGUGUUUCUCUGAACCCAAAUCAGGUGUCUAUUGAUCACAUUUUAAAUUUCCCCUCCAGGGCAGCUUGUGAAGUUAGAACUAACUCAGCUAAAUGUUAUGGCUGUGACUCAUUUAUAUGCAAGGGAAGGGAGGAACUGGGUUUUUUUCCCUCUGAAACAGCUAUCCAGCAUUAAAAACGUCUGCAUAUAUGUGUGUUUGAAGACCACCACACUUUUAAACAGCAUCUCAGAGCCAGCAGCAUGAACUCCUGGGUUGUGGAUUGACGGCUAAACAAUCAGGUGUUUUAAUUAGAUACUCCACAGACAGGUGUCUUCUUGAUACAGAGACCACAUUCCUUGCCUCUUUCCUCUUCAUUUGCUGCUAGAAUGGGCUUUCAUACAGACCCAGCAAGGCAGAGGAGGAACAUCCUUGCAGUGGCUGGGGACACUUCAUUAUGCUCAUUGCUAGGUGGACUUUUUUUUUGCAGCUGUGUCUCUUCAGGCUUGUGGAAGGAACCCUCAAGGGGGCCACUGUCACUUCUCAUGUAAGAAGCCAUAGCUGUACCUGGUCACCUGGGGACAUGGGGACAUUCCUCCAUCCCUCCAGGAUGGGACCUGCGAGGAUGUCCCUGGGCCUCUCUGACCUGCUGUUUGUAGGAAUGAUGUGCCUUUCCUGAGGGCCAGGAGGGCUACUUGCCUUGGAGAUUUGUGUGGCAAAGAGUGGGAAAGUCACCACCCACGUGGUGUCCCCAGUCAGCAGGGGCAUUUCACUCAGCAGGAUCCCACUGCCAAGCCCCAGAUACCUGGUGUUCCUCCAGGAAUCCAGUGUUUCCACAUGCCUUCUAUGCAUUUCGGAUGCUCACUACAGCAGAGAGCCACUGCACUAGAGAAUUUACAGCCUUUGCUGAACAAUGCUCUAUAAGAGACAAGUGUCCUGGAGUCUCCUGGCUAAGCCAGGUGGACCCUGGAAUGGCCAAGUAAGUUUGGCCAUCCCAGCUGCCUGACUUUUCACACUUUCCUAGAGUGGGGAGGGAUCCUGGAUGCUAGGAACCCAUAAAGCUAAUACGUCCCAAACACAUUAGACUAUGAGAGUCUUGUUUUUCUUAACUAGAAUAUUAAUUAAAAUUUCUAGAGAAUACUCCUAUAGAGUGAGGUGACCCUCACUCUCCACAGGAAUUCAGGAUGACUAACUUCCUGUGAGAGUUCUAUGUAGCCUGGGCUGGCCUUGAAUUUGUCACCUUCUUGCCUCUGUCUCCUGAGUGGCCUGGGCUUUGCAGUUCUGGCCUAACCCCUGAGAAAGCUUUCAGGAUGCAGGGUCAGGCACAGACAAGGGGAUGUCGACCUCAGUGAAACGCACACUAUAUGGAGUGAGUGCUUUGGAUGCUAGAAUUAGAACACAAAUGAUUUUAUCUUUAUUUAAAAACCAGGCGUCCCACGGGGGUGGAAAGAGCACACGGAGGUCAUUGUCCUGUGCUUUAGCCUAUGAGAGUUUCCACUUCCCCUCCCUCCUCCUGGGUUUGGUUGCCCCCACCCUACUCUACAUCCCUUCUAUAACUGAAAAUGAUUGUAAAAUAAAUUUUUAUGAGAAUUUUAAAAACUGUCCAAGAAGACUUUUUGGAGCAUUAUAAAGUCCCACACCUAAAACGCACAGCAGGCUGAAUAUUUCAGUUUUCUUAAUGAUGUCAAUCAAUUUUUUCUUGCCUCCUAAGUCUUUUAAAAAACGAAACUCUGUACAUAUGUAACAAAGAGUUACUUUUUAAGAUAUCCAAAGGGCUGAGAGCUACCGUGGUGUCUACAAAGUAGCACAAUGCAGAGUUGUUGACGUGUUUUGCAUCCUCGUGUACAUUCACCCUCUCUCUGGCCUUGUACUUCCGCUUCUUCCUUCCCUAAUGAAUGACCUUACUUACUGACUGACAUCCCCCUGAAGUCAGCUGAUGUGCUUAUAACCCACCCAGGAGGGAAACAGGUAAAUUUCUUGUUUGUGCUCUGAAGGCCAGAGGCAUUGCUGUAUGCGUUACCUGUUUUUGUAACCUUGUAACCACCUGCUGAUUGGUGUUUCUUGGCGAUAGGCUCAGAGACACCUAGAUUAGAAACUUCACCUGUGAAUGUAAAACUAAGCUCUUGCCUUGCUACUCUCCUCUCCACCGCAGUUUUGGACAAAUCUUUGGAAACCCACCCCUGGGGCAGAGCCUGCCUUCUGGUGUUUUCAUAGCUGGCCUAAGAAGGGUGCUGUGGUGAGAUCGCAGUGUCUAAACAGAAUUGUUUCUCUGCCACUUCUGACUGGCUGGCCUCCUACUUCCAUAUGUACUGUAUUUGUUUACGGACUGUAGGUGGGUGUAUAGUGUAAAGGCUUGGUUUAAUAAACACAACCUCUCAGACCUGUUCCAUGGAGCCUAUUUUUCCUUUCUUGUUUUUAUAAAUUAUUAUUGGGGUGUGCUGUACAAAAUUGUGUCUCUGUUCUUACCUACCCAAGGCAUUCUUUGAUUGGCUUUAAUAAAAAAUCAGAUGGCCGAUUAGCUGGGCAUGAAGUGGAAGGUGGGACUUCCUGGGAGGGAGAAAGGAACUCUGGAAAGAAAGAAGGAGGCACGAGGGGAGACAAAUAUGAUUUUGGUACUAGAAAGUAGCCACAUGGCUGGAUAGGGCUAGGUGGCUGGGUUAACUUAGAUGAGCUAGUUGAGAGUCUGCCCAGCUAAGGCCUAAAGCUUUGAAAUAUUAAAAGUCUCUAUGGUUAUUUGGGGAAAAUUGGAUAAGGAAUAAUUGCCAUUGUAUUCAUUUCCAGCAUUAAUUAAUAAAUACAGAAUUUUAAUAUUUAUAUUAUA